Messenger RNA from Cylicocyclus nassatus, 312 nucleotides. Lineage: Eukaryota; Metazoa; Nematoda; Chromadorea; Rhabditida; Strongylidae. The record is from the annotation of a GenBank genome assembly.
AUGCCUGCAACGAAACUCGUCUCAGGAGCAGGGCCCGAACCGCCUUUGCCGGACGGAUUCUGUAAUGAAAAGAAAAAAACACCAAGUGAAGCAGGUUACGAUAGUCUACAAUGGAGAUUCAGUCAAAUCAGGCAGACAUUCAAUAAAGAGCCAAUGGCCAGGACAGGAUGGACAGAUCUGGAGAAUGAUGCCAUGAAAUGCUUCGAAAACCCUGGUCACUGCGUUCCCGUAUAUUAUGCGAUCACUCUUCCGCCGGAUGGUAUUGCUUUAUUGGCAGAGAAAACGUAUAUAGUGCCAUUGUUACAGGUAUAG